AUGGCAGAACAAGUUAAUCACAACUCGAUUGAAACUCUCGUUGGCUCCAACUACACCAAAUGGAGGGAAGAUGUGGAAAUUGCUGUAGGUCUGCUGGACUAUGAGAUGGCUAUUGAAGUAGAUGCUCCUGCAGUACCUGAUGCAGAUGCAUCUGCUGGAGCAAAAGCAAAAUAUGCCAAAUGGGUUAAGGCAAACAAAAUGGCUAUUCUAAUCAUGAGAAGGUCAAUUUCACCAUCUGUCAAGGGAAGCAUUACAUCAUGUGAUAAUGCCAAGAAGUUUAUUGAUUCUAUUGGGGAGAAGUUUCAGGAAUCAGAAAAGGCUGAGAUUGGAACUCUAAUGGGACAGCUUACUGAUACAAAAUACAAUGGGGAAAGAUGUUACUUUCAAGCAUCUUAG
Molecule: messenger RNA, 396 nt
Organism: Prunus dulcis (almond)
Lineage: Eukaryota; Viridiplantae; Streptophyta; Magnoliopsida; Rosales; Rosaceae
Exons: 3
Coding region: 1-396 (131 amino acids)
Source: RefSeq, a predicted model, not a curated record